GUCAAAUCAAAAACAGUUUUUCGCCGAGUCGGACGUGCCGUGAGCGUGUUACUUGAAUAAAAAUAUAAUAUAAAGUAAAAAAUCAGAAAAGGAAGCAAUAACUACAAUAAAAUGGAUUGUGGAACGUCUAUGGUUAAAUAUAUACUCUUCGUAUUCAAUACCAUUGUGUCGAUUAUUGGCAUUUUGGGCAUUGUCUAUGGCGUGCUCAUACUGCAGAGCAUUGGCACCAUCGAGGUCAAUGGCCAGGUCGGCUUCCCGCCGCAGGCAGCACUGCCGAUCAUCAUGAUCACCCUCGGCUCGAUUGUGGUGUUCAUCUCGUUCCUGGGCUGUUGCGGCGCCAUACGCGAAUCUGUGUGCAUGACCAUGAGCUAUGCCGUUUGCCUGCUGGUUCUGCUCAUACUCCAGUUGACAGUCGUUGUGCUCCUGUUUACCAACAAGGAUAAGCUCGAUAAUGCCAUGGGUGAGGUGAUCGACAAGGUCUGGGAUAACCGCGAGACACGCGAAGGUGGUGUCUUCGAUGCCAUACAGAAAUCGCUGCACUGCUGCGGUCGCAUGGGCCCCCAGGACUAUGUAGGAAGCGUGCUAACCUCGGGCUUGCCGUCCAGCUGCUGUGACGGCAGCUGCGUUAACCCAUUGAACAUUUAUGGCGGUUGCCGCGAGAAGUUCGUUGAUUUGAUGUCUGGCAGCUCCGAGAAGGCCAAGUAUGUUGGCAUCGGUCUGAUUGUGGUCGAGCUGGUUGGCUUCAUCUUCGCCUGCUGCCUGGCCAAUAAUGUGCGCAACUACAAGCGCCGCAAUGGCUACUAAAUCGAACAGCAGCACACCACAUAAAUACACACACGCACACCAUACAUACCAACAACAACAACAACACACACACACACACACAUUCGCAUUAACUCUUUAAUAUGUAUUGUCGUAGAACGCACACGAACUAAAACAAAUUUGGAAAAUGUUCGGUAUAUAUUUGAAGUAAACCAUUUGGUUGCAAAAAUAUUUAAGUUAUUUGUUUAAAAUACGGAACAGAAGGAAAUACUUUUCAAAAACGAAGAAAGCGAAUAAAUAUGUAUACCUAGUGUAAGACGCUUAAAUGUUGUUUAAUCAUCGCUUUCGUAUUUAAUUGCUCUUUAAAAAAAAAAAAAAAAACAAGAAAAAACAAAAACAAACGAAUCCAAAGUCGUUGUACAAAUAAUAAACAAAACACUGCUAAACAGCAAAUUGACACAAAUACAACGAAGAGCAAAUCUCAAUGUUACAAUUACAAAUUAUUGUUUUCAUUUUUAUAAAUUUAUACGUACAUAUAUACUAUGUAGUGUUAAAGCCUUAUGCUAUACUUGUACCAGUUGGCUAAAACAAGUGUCCAAAUGAAUAUAUAUAUAUGUAUAUAUAUAUAUAAAUAUAAAUAUAUGUAUACAUUAAAAGCUGUUCAUCAUAUUACAUGUACAUUUGAAUCUCUUGAAGUUUUAAUAACAUUUGAAUUAAAUGCGCUAAACCACAAAAAAAAAA
Molecule: messenger RNA, 1503 nt
Organism: Drosophila novamexicana
Lineage: Eukaryota; Metazoa; Arthropoda; Insecta; Diptera; Drosophilidae
Product: 23 kDa integral membrane protein
Exons: 5
Coding region: 112-804 (230 amino acids)
Cellular component (GO): membrane
Source: RefSeq, a predicted model, not a curated record